Anarrhichthys ocellatus (wolf-eel) is the source of this 661-nucleotide messenger RNA. RefSeq names its product 26S proteasome non-ATPase regulatory subunit 5-like. NCBI's taxonomy places the organism in Eukaryota, Metazoa, Chordata, Actinopteri, Perciformes, Anarhichadidae. Gene Ontology annotation, cellular component: cytosol. The record is from RefSeq and is a predicted model, not a curated record. The transcript has 4 exons. Gene Ontology annotation, biological process: proteasome assembly. Bases 13 to 657 code for a protein of 214 amino acids.
CAUUGAAAAGUCAUGGCGGCUUCCAUAGAGGGUUUACUGGCAGAAAUCUCCGAUAUUGAAGAUCCAAUUGAGGAGUUACAGAGUUUAAAAACAGCUUUAUUGUCGAUUCCUCUCAGCACUUUGAAAGACACUCUGAGCGGACAACGUUUCAAUGUGAUAUUCUCUCUGUUGCACUCAAAUGAACGGGAGCAGGUUGAGCUGUGUGUGGAAAUCCUUGAACGCAUCUUAUUGGCCCUGAGCCCUGUGUCGCUGGCCCAGAACUACAGAGUGGAACUGCAGGAAGGUCUGACCCAUCCUAAUGAAACGGUGAAGGUACUGGCCGUGACACAGAUUGGUAGAAUGGUGGCGCACCCAGAUGCUGCCACUGAAAUCCUCAACAACCAUGACAUUCUUGGAGCGUUGAUCAACUGCAUCGGAGAGGAAAACAUGGCCGUGGCGAAGCAGGCCAUCAAGUCCCUGUCCAAACUGAGUCACUCCAAGCCUGGGUUAGACAUGUUGUUCCAGAGCGACCUGCUGAAAGUUAUGAAGGAUGUGAUGGCCACAAGCAACGUAGUCAGAUACAGAAUAUAUGAGGUAUGUUCAACUUUGUGUGUUGUGUUGUUGUUCUUUUUAAAGUACAUUUAUUUUGAUGGGAUCGGUGGAAAAGAUGACCAAUGAUAAC